Messenger RNA from Ochlerotatus camptorhynchus, 2798 nucleotides. Its product is annotated as nuclear transcription factor Y subunit gamma-like. The transcript is spliced from 4 exons. The record is from RefSeq and is a predicted model, not a curated record. The coding region runs from base 1692 to 2798 and encodes 368 amino acids. NCBI's taxonomy places the organism in Eukaryota, Metazoa, Arthropoda, Insecta, Diptera, Culicidae.
GUCCGGAAAAGUUCACGCGGUUCAGCCCCAGUAGCGCUCCCCUAGUGGCAGCAGUAUCAAAAGCAGCAACAGCAAUAGCAGCAUCGUCGCACAGCAUCCCAUCUCCUGCUCGGUGUGUGUUAUCAGAGCACCGUGUGCGCUGCUGUCCACCAGUCUCCAGGGGGAGGGCAGUGGGUGGCGCAGUUUGUCGUACAUAGCUACAUGUGCUUCAAGGGAUCAAGCUUGGGAAGUACAUAGCAACGACGACGACGCGAGUACAAUGCCUGGAAGGGAAAACACAGAUACUUGAUAUGGUCCAGGCUCUGGCUAUGUGAAUAUUCGGAGGUGGUGCAGCUGAAAGCUAGCCCCAAGCGACUGAAAAGCGUACGAAACGAGUGCAAAAAAAAGAAAGAACGAAAGAUGGAAAAUUGAUUUUCUUAUCAGUAACGAUACAGUGGGGGUAGAAGACCUGGGCCAAAGACCAGCGGAGCCGAACAUCGACGCGGCCCCGGAAUCGAUCGAUCUUCGGUGCUCGGUGCGUGUCGAAAGCGAUUCCCUCCAAAAGGAAGGAACAAGUGAAGAGAAGAAACAAGAAGAAAAAGCGCAACAUAGGCAAGUUCCAGUGUAGGCAGAAUAGUGAACCUCCGCCCGACCAUCGGUUGGGUGACCCGCGCGAAUCCUCCGCAACAAGUAUACACCAAUAGGGUUGAGCUGGAGAAAAUCGAUUUCGAUUAGUGCUGGUGUGCCUCCUUAUGGGAGUUGCUUGCAUUUUUGAGUGCAAAGUGUUUUGUUUGUGUUUGAGCAAAAUCUGGCCGAACAGAAUUGUGACCGUGAAGUAUUUCUCCAAUCGGUAAAGGUGCACCCUUUCUGACGCCAGGAGUUUUCGGGGAAUAUUAGUGUGCGAAAAUAAAAUUUGAACCGCGGCUCUCCGGCAGUGGCUUCACCAGAUAUUAAUCAAUAUCUGUAUGUGUACCUUGGUUUGGAAAAUAAACAACAAAAAAUGAAGCAUUCCAGUGCAACUACCGCUCGCUGCCGACACCGAGAGCCAGCGGAAUGAAUGGGGGCAAAGCUCGGCGGACUAGUGACACAAUCCCAUUAGCUGAACUUCACGGUAUGGUGCCUGGCCUCCCCAUUUAUAUGUGAGCUGUGCACGAGUAAGCGGCUCGAUGUGAUGCGAAGAACAAACAAAUCAAUGACGACGACGGAAAAUCCGAACGCUCCCAUCGUUCGAUAUGAAUGGAAAGUAAUUAGCAUAUCUCAAGUAUUCAUACCCUUCACAAGCCGGUCAUCGUGUGCCGUCAGUGCAUAAGCGAGGAAAAAUGAGCGUCGUCAUCCGAAGAACGUUCAAAGUGUGUGAUGUGCUUGCUAUGUGCUUUUCCGUGAAGCAAAGCGGCGGGAAAUCUGUCCCUCUGGUCGCCCUCCGGUCGGCGGUGGCGGUGUCCGGAGAGUGAAGUGCACCCGAAGAAAGAACCUUAAAAUCGAUAAAGGAUAUAUAAAUAGCUCCUUGUGGUGGUGGUGAGAAGUGGCUGGGAAAACCUAGAGCGGAAAUGGUACCGAAAUGUAGAGUUGAAGAACAAAGUCAACGAAUUCCCCGCCGCCAACCAAGUUGUUUGUGCCGUGUGGAGUCUCGUCGCAUGCGUGUUAAAAAUAGUGGCCAAAUUGGCUUUUGUGAGUUAAAAGUAGAGUAAAUCAGAGCGAAUUUCCAGCGCAGCAUGGAUUGCUGCAGCAGUAAUUACAUGGAUUAUAGACAUUCCAUAAAUAAUAACUUUUGCUAUCCGUACUCGCCCAGUAUGAUACGGAGUGCGUCACCGUACCAGCUUCCCCCGGGGGUAGCCGGACGCUACGGAGCCGAUUACCGGGGUGGGUAUUACGAUGGCAGCUUCGACAAAUACUACGGCAGUUACCAUCCAGCGGCCGGGUCGGGACAUGGGUACGGCGGAAACUAUUACGGUAAUUCCUAUUCGACCUACCGAGAAUUCGCCUACAACGAUUACUACCACCCGUCAUCACCGUCUCCGUCUUCGCAUCCCUUCUCCGGUCCUCCACCCGGAAGCUUCCAUGGACCGCACAUGUUCAAUCGGCACCAAUCGCUUCCGCUUCCAUUCCAACGAGAAUCCUAUUACCAUCAAAGAGAUCACCAUCAGUAUGCGGCGGGCUUUAGUAAUUACUCCGGUAAUCCCUACAAGGCAGCAGACUCCAAUCCGGGCAGCAGCACAACGAGUGCCAGCUCGGGCAAUAAUGCACCGAACGGGGGCAGUGGCAGUAGCAGCAGCCCCGGUUGCAACACUGCUGCCGGUGAAAGUCCCCUAUUUGGCCCGCAGCAGAACGAAUAUACGCAUAGUCCAGAUUAUUCGGCACAAUCCUAUAAUUCCGGCAGUAGUCCAAAUCAUCCCCAUCACCAUCGUCAUCAUCCACACCCACACCUCAGUCCGGGGGAAGGUGGCGGCAGUAGCAGCAGCAGCUAUCCUCCUUCCGCAAUGCCAAAUGCAACAGCAGCAGCAGCAGGAUAUCCUCUCAGCAUAAAGGACGCAAGAAUGCGAAAGCUGAAGGAGCGCAAACUAGCAAAGUCGACAACAUCCUACAGCAACGGGAGUCCCAACCGUGGCCAAAACACCAGCACCAGCAGCAGUCCCAACCCCGGGAGCUGCGGGAGCAACAGUAGCAGCACCGAUGCACGAUUAAAAUCGCUGGAUGCACUCGCUGUUGUUGCUAUUCUGCUGAAACGUCGUCAUGAACUCCCCAAGGGCAGCCUCGAAACCAUCAUCGACCCAUCACUCUGGGCUGGGCGAACGCGAUGCGAUGCCACUAAGGCAGCAUAG